CUGGACUUACUGUCUAAUAUGACAGGAGUGGCACUUGUUGAUUGCUCAGCUAGUUCUGAGACUAUUGGAGUGCUGAGUCAAGCGGUGGACUUAGGUUGCUGCGUGGUGCUGGCGAAUAAGAAGUCUCUGACCUCUUCAUUGGAGUAUUAUGACAAGUUGGUCUCACAACCUCGGCGGAUUCGAUACGAGUCAACUGUCGGUGCUGGCCUCCCCGUGAUAGCAUCUAUAAAUCGUAUGCUUUCAUCUGGAGAUCCUAUAUACCGUAUUGUUGGAAGUCUGAGUGGUACUUUAGGUUAUGUGAUGAGCGAGGUAGAAGGCGGAAAACCUUUCAGCCAAGUUGUCAAUGCUGCUAAAAGCCUUGGAUACACUGAACCUGAUCCUCGAGAUGAUCUUAGUGGGACAGAUGUAGCAAGGAAGGCUCUGAUCCUUGCUCGACUUCUUGGACAUCGUAUCAACUUGGACACCAUUAAGAUUGAAAGCUUGUACCCUGUAGAAAUGGGACCUGAUGUAAUGCCUGUGGAAGACUUUUUGGUGAAUGGCCUUCCCUUGCUUGAUAAAGACAUCCAAAAUCGUAUCAAUAAGGCUUCGUUAAAUGGAAAAGUUCUGCGUUAUGUCUGUUUGAUUGAGGACUCCAGGUGUGAAGUUGGCAUACAAGAACUUCCAAGAGAUUCGGCUCUGGGAAGAUUAAGGGGAAGUGAUAAUGUGUUGGAGAUUUACAGCCGUUGCUAUAAGACACAACCGUUGGUCAUUCAAGGUGCUGGAGCAGGAAAUGAUACUACGGCAGCUGGUGUCCUUGCCGAUAUCCUUGAUAUUCAGGAUCUAUUUUCCUGAUUACACGUCGGAUAAGGGGAAUUAAUCAGCAUUGGCCAGCAUUAAAUAAAUUAAAAUUUUGGUCGUUCUACUUUUCAAUAUGAUUUAGUAGCAUGUACCAAACAUGCACUAUGGACUGAAAACUCAAUUCGCAGAAACUUGAGCAAAAGUUUGGGUAUGAUUUAAUCACGUUUUGAGUGAAGUAAUGAGGCUUGAACUAUAGAAGAAUGGUGCUACAAUGCCAGAUUAUAGGAAUAAGUGAGAUUCAAGGCUGUAUUAUUAAAUUUAUGUUUUAUAUAUAUCAGAUUAUCGGAAAAUUAAGUA
Olea europaea var. sylvestris is the source of this 1134-nucleotide messenger RNA. Its product is annotated as bifunctional aspartokinase/homoserine dehydrogenase 1. Bases 19 to 831 code for a protein of 270 amino acids. Gene Ontology annotation, biological process: aspartate family amino acid biosynthetic process. The record is from RefSeq and is a predicted model, not a curated record. Lineage: Eukaryota; Viridiplantae; Streptophyta; Magnoliopsida; Lamiales; Oleaceae. Gene Ontology annotation, molecular function: aspartate kinase activity; homoserine dehydrogenase activity. The transcript has 9 exons.